UUGAUGUUUGGUUCGUUAUCUGUUUCAAGCCAGAUAACUUGACUACACUUAAAGUAUAAGCUCUGAAAUCUCAGUUCAGUUAUUUUAACCUUAGCCUUGCUGCUUGAAUGGAAUCUGUCGCACAUAUGUAUAGUUCGGAGAUCAAAGAUAAAUACAGAGUUUAUACACAGAAUUUAGGGCUUCCUCUCUGUGGUUCUCUCCUUCCUGUGAUUUACUCACUAAGCUUUCAGCUGUUGUGAUCAUGCCAUCAUCUGUCCUUUGGUUCCUCAAGCAAGUAAGACUGCAGGUUUUUUAUCUGAGUUUUAGCUACCCAAACUAACUGGGACCUGCUCUCUGAGUAAAAGCCAUUAAAAAAUGGGAAGUUACCCUUGCUGUUUCCUUCUUCCAAGUGCUGACCCCUUUUUCUUCCUUCCCCCAAUUUGUUUCUGCCUUCAGGUAGUUUUUUAUGCAUUUCUACUGUUUAUAGUUGUUAUUCAUGAAAGAUUUGGUCUGGUAGGCGUUACUCAGCCAUUAAAGGAAGUAGAACCCAUAAAAUAAAAUUGUACAAUUGACGAAUGUUAUCAUUUGUGUAGGUGAUAGUCUUUAUUAGAAAAGCAGGCAAGUAUGGUGAGAGAUUUCAGUAUCUGUUUUAAUAAUGAAAUAUGUUGAAAUUUGUUUUCAUGGUUCAUCCUCCUUUAAAUAAUAAAAAUGUGUCUCAAUCAGACUAUUUGCCUCUCCCUCAAAUUGUGUAUAAAUUAUUUUUUUUCAAAUCUAGAUAAUUUGAAAUAUGUUUUGGAAGCCUUGUAGAAGGAAACUAUAAAGAAACCUUAUAAUAAAAUAUUCACUUUAUUCAACAAAUGUGUUGCAUCUUCUGUGAGCCAGGAAUGAUCUAGAUCCUGGAGAUAGAACUGUGAACUUCAGAGUCCUUGAUCCCGUGGGGCUAAUGUUUUGGGGAUGGAGAGAUAAUAAAAUGUAUCUCAGGUGUUGAUACAUGUUAUGAAGUAAAAGCAGUAUGAGGGUGCAAUGGUGGGAGAUGAGGAAGAGUUAUGGCAUUAUUUAGAUAGAGGGAUUGGUCAGGGAAACUGUCUCUGAAGAAGUGACAUUUGAUCAACAUUCUUAAUGAUGUAAGAGAAGGGAACCAUGCAGGUGGAUCUAAGGGAAAACUAUUCCAGUAGUAAAGGAGCAGCAAAUCGGAUAGUCCUAAGGGAAGAACAAGAGUGGCUUCUUUGAGAAAUCACCAGACUGCCAUUUUGAAUUGAGGGAACAAGGAGAGGGUAGAAGAUGAAGUUAGAGGGGUGGUAGAUAGUCAGAGGCUUUGUUACGUUGCAUUUUGAACAGGGAAAGUGAUGACUCUGAUUUACUUUUCACAAAGAUCACGCUGCUCAGUAAAGAAAAUACUGGGGACGGAAAGAAGUGGUAUGUUGGCAAAAAGAAUGAAGGUGGGGAGACCUAUUGAGGCCUUUGCAGUAGUAGUCUAGAUGAAUUAUGAUGGUGGCUUGGACAAGAGCAGUAACAAGUGGGAAAAAUUGGUCAGAUUCAGAAUGCUUUUUAUAUAUAAGCCAAGAAGUCUUGAUGGUAGAUUAGAUGUGGGAUGAGAGAAAGAACAACUGGAUGAAUGGUGGUACCAUUUACUGACAUGGAAAAGACUGGGAAAGGAUUGAUUUGGAUGGGGGAGGAAUUAAGAGUUUGAUUUUGGACAUACUGAGCUUGAAAUAAGUUGAUACACAAAAGGAGAUGUCAGUUAGCCAGUUGGAUAUGUUAGUCUCAAGGAAGAGAUUGGAGUUGGAGAUAAUAAUUUGCCAAGCACCACUAUAUAGAUAUUAUUUAAAGCAAUAUAUUUGAAUGAAAUUACCUUGAAGACGAAUGUAGAUAUAGUUGAAAGGAAACCAUAGAUCUGAACUCUACCAGCCACCAACAUUCAGAUGUCCAGAAAAGGAAAAGGAUCCAGCAAAGUAAACUGAGAAGAAUCUGCCAAAAAUGCUUGGACAGAAGAGAUGAGUACUAUUUCCACUAAGGCCUAGAAUUGCCUACUGUACAAAUAGUCCUGAUCAGGCAAUAUACGAAUGGCCCAAGGAAGCCACCAAAUUGAUUUUCAGGUUUUACAUGACCUGCGACAAAAAUUCCCUGAAGUACCUGAAGUUGUUGUAUCCAGGUGCAUGUUACAGAAUAAUAAUAACCUGGAUGCCUGCUGUGCUGUUCUCUCUCAGGAGAGUACAAGAUAUCUUUAUGGUGAAGGAGACUUGAAUUUUUCAGAUGAUUCUGGAAUUUCUGGUCUACGCAAUCACAUGACUUCUCUCAACUUGGACUUGCAAUCACAGAACAUUUAUCACCAUGGAAGAGAAGGAAGUAGGAUGAAUGGAAGUAGGACUCUAACGCACAGCAUUAGUGAUGGACAACUUCAAGGUGGCCAGUCCAAUAGUGAACUAUUUCAGCAGGAGCCACAGACAGCACCAGCUCAAGUUCCUCAAGGCUUUAAUGUUUUUGGAAUGUCCAGUUCUUCUGGCGCUUCAAAUUCAGCACCACAUCUUGGAUUUCACUUAGGCAGCAAAGGAACAUCUAGCCUUUCUCAACAAACUCCCAGAUUUAAUCCCAUUAUGGUAACUUUAGCCCCAAAUAUCCAGACUGGUCGUAAUACUCCUACAUCUUUGCACAUACAUGGUGUACCUCCACCUGUACUUAACAGUCCACAGGGAAAUUCUAUCUAUAUUAGGCCUUACAUUACAACUCCUGGUGGUACAACUCGACAGACACAACAGCAUUCUGGCUGGGUAUCUCAGUUUAAUCCCAUGAACCCUCAGCAAGUUUAUCAACCUUCACAGCCUGGUCCCUGGACUACUUGUCCUGCAUCUAAUCCUCUGUCACAUACCUCAUCUCAACAGCCAAAUCAGCAAGGCCACCAGACCUCUCAUGUCUACAUGCCAAUCAGUUCACCUACUACUUCACAACCACCAACCAUUCAUUCAUCUGGUAGCUCACAGUCUUCUGCCCAUAGCCAAUAUAACAUUCAGAAUAUUUCAACAGGACCUCGAAAAAACCAGAUUGAAAUCAAACUUGAACCCCCACAAAGAAAUAAUUCUUCAAAACUGCGUUCUUCUGGACCUCGAACCGCCAGCACUUCCUCUUCAGUCAACAGCCAGACCUUAAACAGAAAUCAGCCCACUGUUUACAUAGCUGCCAGCCCCCCAAAUACGGAUGAGCUGAUGUCCCGUAGUCAACCUAAGGUCUAUAUUUCAGCUAAUGCCACCACAGGAGAUGAACAGGUCAUGCGGAAUCAGCCCACACUCUUCAUAUCCACAAACUCUGGAGCAUCUGCUGCCUCUAGGAACAUGUCUGGGCAAGUGAGCAUGGGUCCUGCCUUUAUUCAUCACCAUCCUCCCAAAAGUCGAGCAAUAGGCACUAACUCUGCAACCUCUCCUCGAGUGGUAGUCACUCAGCCCAAUACGAAAUACACUUUCAAAAUUACAGUUUCUCCCAAUAAGCCCCCUGCAGUUUCACCAGGGGUGGUGUCCCCUACCUUUGAACUUACAAAUCUUCUAAAUCAUCCUGAUCAUUAUGUAGAAACCGAGAAUAUUCAGCACCUCACGGACCCUACGUUAGCACAUGUGGAUAGAAUAAGUGAAACACGGAAACUGAGUAUGGGAUCUGAUGAUGCUGCCUACACACAAGCUCUUUUGGUACACCAGAAGGCCAGAAUGGAACGACUUCAAAGAGAACUUGAGAUUCAAAAGAAAAAGCUGGAUAAAUUAAAAUCUGAGGUUAAUGAAAUGGAAAAUAAUCUAACUCGAAGGCGCCUGAAAAGAUCAAAUUCUAUAUCCCAGAUACCUUCUCUUGAAGAAAUGCAGCAGUUGAGAAGUUGUAAUAGACAACUCCAGAUUGACAUUGACUGCUUAACCAAAGAAAUUGAUCUUUUUCAAGCCCGAGGACCACAUUUUAAUCCCAGCGCUAUUCAUAACUUUUAUGACAAUAUUGGAUUUGUAGGUCCUGUGCCACCAAAACCCAAAGAUCAAAGGUCCAUCAUCAAAACACCAAAGACUCAAGACACAGAAGAUGAUGAGGGAGCUCAGUGGAAUUGUACUGCCUGUACUUUUUUGAACCAUCCAGCCUUAAUUCGCUGUGAACAGUGUGAGAUGCCAAGGCAUUUCUGAGCCAAAUGGCCCUGUAUCUUCUCUAAAACCACAUCUAAAGUUCAAGAAACUAGUCUGUCAUCGGGAAAAAGUUUCACUGCUACAUAGGAUUUUGUCAAAUUGAAGGUGUGAGAAGAUGGUGUUGUGCUAAUGUUAAAUGUCAGCCCACAGAGCUAAUAAUACCUCAGUAUAAUGUCAUGAGCAGUUGAAAUUCAUCACAUGAAAAGUAAUCUGCUGAAAGACUUGGUUGUCCACUGCCUAACUGUGUACAGUGUUACCAGUGUCCCAUUAUGGAUAAUUCUCAAUAUGUUAACACCUAGGUGUUCCCAAUACCUUUUUCCUCUCAUGUCACUACUGAAUUUUGACAGGAGGAAGGAAUAGAAUGAUAGCUUGUUUUAUUUGUAAAGCUUUCAGUGAAACACUACAUACACGAAGAAAAGGAACAAGGUUUAACUAUUUAAGAACUGUUUGCUGCCGCAUAGUGCCAUUGGAUAGGGGAAGAACUUCAGAAAUCUGUGGUACUCUUGGCCUUGUCUUUGUCUUCCCUGAACAUGUCUGCACUCUGUGAAGCCAGCAUCUAGGGGCUAAAGAUGCAAAGGAAAGCAGCAUGCAUUGUCUGUACAAAUGUGCAGUGAAAUACCCCAAAGCUUUUCCUACUGUACAGAUCUCUUGAGUCUGCUUUAAGUGAUUUUUCUUCUUGAUUAUUUUCUUAUAUUUCUAUAUGUAUAGUGUAAUAGCCUUUUGUUAACUAAUUUUCUUUUUUCCUUUUAGUAAUUAAGCACGAUCAUGUCCCUUUUUAAGCCUUACCUGAGAGGAGCAAUGCCUUAAAAUAAAAAAGCAUUAAUGAGAUGAAACUAUGCACAGAAUAACUUUCCUCUACUUAUUCUGUACUUUGCCCUCAUGAGUUCCAAUGUUGUGUGAAGACAGGCAGAUGCUGCACAGUGAAUUGCAGAUGAUAUUACAGAAGUGAUGUCUGUAGGUCACAUUAAAUAUUGACUUGAGCAGUGGGUGACACAACACAGUGUUUUGUCUUCCACAGGGAAGCUUAAAAGAUAUUUUUAACCCACUGACAGAACAACAAGGUUAAGCUUCAUCUGCUUGGUGUCCCACAGAACUUGCACAAGCGAUUGUUAUUGGGAAAGUACAGUCUCAAAACCAGCAACAGCAGCAGUACCUACAGCCCUUUUUUUGGAGAGAAGUUUAAAUGCUUUACUGUUGGGGCAGUCCAUUUCUAAUCCUGACUUGGUGACAGUAUCGUGUAUUUAUAAAACAAGGCUAGCCAUAUUUAGGACAACUGAAGAAAAGCUGGAAAAAAAGAAAAACAAGCAAACUUGAACACUGAAGCAACCUCAAGCAUCUCUUUAUUUUGAUGAUAUAUUUUUGUAAGGAAAAUAAAUAUUCAGAUGAUCAGGAAUGUAUAUAACUAAAUGAAAUCAAGAAAAAGAAAUAACAGUAUGCAUUUAAAAAGACAGAAUUAUGAAAUUAUAUGAGUGCUUAGAAUGGGGCUAAGGGAAGUGCUGAAAUAGAGCAAAGGGUGGAAGAUAAUAUAGACUAUCACCCACUGUAAAUGUUUGCAAGUGGCUGUGUUUUAAGUGGGAUUAUUACAGUUGAUCUCUAUGAAUGUCAGAGCCUUAACGUUCAGGCUUUGCAUUUUGUAUAUGGGAAGAAAUAAGACAAUCCUAGGUAAUUAAACCAUAAACCCAAAGCCCUUACGUUUGAUGCAAUUUAUUUUUAAAAUAGGCCUUGUUUUUCAGCUUCAUCUGCAGUUCUAUGUGAAGAUUGAUAAAUCAGUUUUUACUUGUUUUAUUAAUAAAACGUAAUUUGGAUAUCUUGAGUUGAUGGUUUUGUGAUUUAGCUGGGUAAACUAUCUUUGUAACAGAUAAGUUAUUUAUAAAAAUUAAAAAACUUAUAUUCUAA
Messenger RNA from Nomascus leucogenys (northern white-cheeked gibbon), 6020 nucleotides. RefSeq names its product TGF-beta activated kinase 1 (MAP3K7) binding protein 2 (gene TAB2). Gene Ontology annotation, biological process: positive regulation of protein kinase activity. Gene Ontology annotation, molecular function: K63-linked polyubiquitin modification-dependent protein binding; ubiquitin binding. The record is from RefSeq and is a predicted model, not a curated record. The transcript is spliced from 7 exons. Bases 2043 to 4124 code for a protein of 693 amino acids. Lineage: Eukaryota; Metazoa; Chordata; Mammalia; Primates; Hylobatidae.